AUGCAGAAUAGCGAUUCUGUCAAAGUGCCGAUUUUACUAGUCACGGCCAACGUUGGUUCUCUCUUUGAGGACGUGAGUAUCUUGUUUCUAGCUGUAGAAAAACCGUAUCUACACUAAAAUGUGUAAUUAUAUACUUAAAUAUAUGUUCUAUAUAGGUCAAGAACCUUUUGUCAGGAUGGAUACGCGAAAUACAGCAAGUGAGUCAUGUCAUAAUCGAAUAACUAUGGUCUUAAUUAAUUAAUCUUGACAUACUCAGUGUUUGUUUAGCUAAUUUUAUCUCAAAUGAGUAAAAAUAUUGUAUAUUGAACUCCAUUCUUUUUCAGAACAUGCUUGAUUCAAAAUUUUGUUCUGAAAAGUAACAAAUACACAUAAUCUGGCUGUUCUAAUGUAUUAAUGAAAAAGUGACCAAUUUUUGUUCUGAUACAGAAAAUUGCCGCUCUUGGUCAUCCGAAAUUUAUCGCAUUCCACUUUCAAGAAAUCGGUGGAAAGUUCCCGCAAGCCGCUUCAGAGAGCAUUCAUCAGAUAACAAAGUAAGAACAUCAAGAUUUUUAUUUCUUUAUGUCGGCUAUCUGCAUUUGGUUUCAUAAUACAUUUUUUUGCCUGUAUUAAUAAUGAAUUCUGUGAUGCAAUUAUAUAAAUACUAAUGUAGAGAUCCUCGUAAUUUAUUCGUAUUUUUCUACAGACAGUUGUUGGGGAGUCAAGUCCUGUCAGAUUACACUGCAGUUGUUGGAUAUUUUGAUCAAGAUUACAAAAACGAUGAGAAAUUCACAGUGAGCAUUUUUCUGGAUCAAUUUCUUUACGAAAUCGAGCAGCUGUUUGCUUUGUAUUCAAAAUUUUGCAAUGUGAAAUGA
Paramuricea clavata is the source of this 851-nucleotide messenger RNA. The record is from the annotation of a GenBank genome assembly. Lineage: Eukaryota; Metazoa; Cnidaria; Anthozoa; Malacalcyonacea; Plexauridae.